CCUAGUAGCCCGACAUUUAUAAUUCCAAACAAAAAGCGUUACGAGCGCAUUCAUAUAAAUAACACUGAUAAAUAUAGUCAGUAAAGUCGGUCAUUUUAAUUCCCAAUUCGAACUUUUAAUUCAAAUUUAGCUCUGGUUCUAAACACAUUUUAAGUGAAAUCCAAAAUGGUGCAAAAGUCAUGGCUAAAUAGCUUCACCGACGACGAGAAGGAUGAUAAUGAACUGCUGAUGACUGUAGUGGAGCUAAGCAUUUCAUUGGGUGACUAUACCCACGAUGUGCUCAAUUCCUUGGCAAUCCUAAAGCAGCCACCGUCCCCUGACCUGGUCAAUGGUCCUUCCGAAUUUGAUCUUAUUGAACAGUUUCAGCAAAAAUUUGUUGAGUUAAGCGAAGCACCCGAUGCUAACAGCAUUAAUGUUCAAGGUGAUUACUUUAUGCAGGUGCAUAAGCAUCUGCAGACUCUUGAGCCGGACGAGCUCAAGCGGAUCCAGCUUCUGGAUCAUUUGUAUCAGCUCUUUGAUGCUGCCCAUCCAACGGUUGGGACUCCAUAUCAAGAAACUGUCGAAGAACUGCUGGGCUGGUAGCGCAUGAGCCACUCUUUAAGCUUUAUGUUGGCAACACAGAAUCCGUUAUGGGGAAAUUUUAGCAAAUAAUUAUGGGUCAGAACAUAAAGUGUUAAAUAAAUUGUAUUUCAUGGAAGUUUUA
Messenger RNA from Drosophila serrata, 703 nucleotides. RefSeq lists its product as uncharacterized. The record is from RefSeq and is a predicted model, not a curated record. Lineage: Eukaryota; Metazoa; Arthropoda; Insecta; Diptera; Drosophilidae.